AUGCAGACGAACCGCCCGGGCACGGCGCCGGACAGCAUCGGCCCGCUGUACGUGCUGCACUUCAGCUCGGAGCACGCCUCGUUCCGCCUGCCCGAGUUCGCGGCCGUAUGCACGGCGCUGGGCGUGCCGUACGCCUUCGUGCCGACGCCCGACGCCCGCGAGCCGUCGCCGAAGUUCACGACAAGCGCAGAGGGCUCGCUGAGCUCGGCACCCAGCGCAGAAUCGUUGCCGAGCUUUGCCGCCUGCGCAGGGCCAUCCGACGUGGACCCGUCCGACGAGUGGCGGCCGCUGCAGGAGUGUGAGCGCCCGUACCAGCUCGUGCACCUGCCCGACGACGACGCCGUGCGGUUGCUCGCGACCCGCCUCGUGCUGCUCUGCGGCGCGUACGCGCACUGGACGACGGGAUACAGCGCCGCACGCACCUCGGCAUACCUCGCAUCCGGCAACGUGCGCCGCUUCUACGCGCCGUACCAGAACCGCAGCUGGAAGGCGAGCAUGGUGUCCAUCAACCGGCGCAUGCCCGAGGCCGAGCGACGCACGCUGAUUCCGCGCGAGGCCGAGAGCAUGCAGCUCGACGGGCCGAUCAACCUCAGCGCGCCGGAGCUCGAGUGGACGUGGCUCGAGGACUGGUCGCGCCGGCAGCAGCUGUCGAAGCACGAGGUGCGCCACUUCGUGCGUGCCGUGCACGUCGGGCGCAAGGUCGAGCUCGGCGCGCAGACGGGGCGCGCGCUCGUCGAGUGGAUGAGCCUGAAGCGGCGCGCAUACAUCGGCAACACGAGCAUGGAGGCGGAGAUGAGCCUGAUUGUGGCUAACAUGGCGCUGGCGCUGCCGGGCACGCUGAUGUACGACCCGUUCCUCGGCACGGGCUCUCUCAUCUACCCGUGCGCACACUUUGGCGCCCUCGUGUCGGGCUCGGACAUCGACAUCACCAUGAUGCGCGGCAAGGACGGGCCGAACCACUACGACGGCGGCGUCUUUGGCGGGCGCGGCGAGGGCUCGGUGCGAAGCGGCAUCCACGCUGCCGCAGAGCAGUACGGCGUCGCGGCGCGCCUCGUCGACAUCUGGGCGGCCGACGUGACGCACUCGCCGCUGCGCACGCUGCGUGGCGGCCUCUUCGAUGCCAUCGUGACAGAUCCGCCGUAUGGCGUCCGCGCCGGCGCGAAACGCUGCGGCCGCCGUGACGUCGAAAAGCAGCGCACGGAGCCGUACCUCUUGGAGUCGGGCAUCUGGUCGCACGAGCGGCCAGAGUAUGCGCCGCCGAUGAAGCCCUAUCCGCUGCGCGACCUCAUCGCCGAUCUGCUCGACUCGGCGGCCGGGCUGCUCGUGCCCGGCGGGCGCCUCGUCUUCUGGGUGCCGACAAUGACAGCCGAGGGCGGCGAGGCAGACGGCACAGACGCGGGCGAGCAGGUCCUGUCGCUGCCGACGCACCCAGCAUUCCGGCUCGUUGCGCAGUCGCUGCAAGACUUUGGCCGUUGGGGCCGCCGACUCAUCACGAUGGAGCUGCUGCCCGAAGACGCGCGGUCACAGGCAUCGCAGCCCAUCGGGCUGCCGCAGCCGCCCGCUGCGCACAUGCGCGGCGCCGCAAAGACGAAGCCAGGGCGCCUGCGCGCCGACCAAGAUCCGACCGACUUUCGCAACAAGGUGCGCUAG
This is a messenger RNA of Tilletiopsis washingtonensis, 1650 nucleotides long. RefSeq lists its product as hypothetical. Gene Ontology annotation, molecular function: nucleic acid binding. Lineage: Eukaryota; Fungi; Basidiomycota; Exobasidiomycetes; Entylomatales. Bases 1 to 1650 code for a protein of 549 amino acids. The transcript has 6 exons. Gene Ontology annotation, cellular component: cytoplasm. Gene Ontology annotation, biological process: methylation. The record is from RefSeq and is a predicted model, not a curated record.